GAUUUCAAUUCCUGUUUCCAUUCCAAAACCCUAAGUCCUAUUUCAUCCAAAUUCCAACCAACAGAUAGAGAACGAAAAAGGAAAAAAAGAAUAUCAAUAAUGGCAUCACCCGCCAAAACUACGUCUUCUUCAUCAUCGAUCCCAUGGAGAACGAACCCUAUUAUGAGGAAAUCUGAACUCUGCGACCCCACAAGAAGAAGUUUCAGUGGAAAUCCUUUUACAAAGCCGGCUGUUAUAACAAAUCCCAGAGCAAUUAACCCCAAAACUCCGGCUAGUGGUCCUUCAGAUUUUCCUCGAAGGCAUUCCACUGGGAGAGGAAGUGUAGAUUCUUUGAGUGAUCUCGACAAGGAGAAUAGCAAAGACCAGAAUCCAAAACCCACAAGACUCAGAUCACCAGCCCCUUCAAAGGGUACAAAGAAUUUCAUGACACCGACAAUCUCGGCUGCUUCGAAGAUCAAUGCGUCACCCAGAAAGAAAGUCUUGGUUGAGAGAAAUGAGCCAACUAGAUCUUCUGUUUCAUUCUCUGAUAUAAAAGGUCUAACCAUUGAAGAUAACAAAUCUACCCCGGAGAUUGCUUUGAAGCAGAAGAAGGUCUCCUUUUCUGAUGUUAGAAGCUUAAUCAUGGAAGAUAGUGAAUCAACCCCAGAGGUUGGUUUGAGCCAGAAGGUCUCUUUCGUUGGUGUUAAAAGCAUAAUCAUGGAGGAUAACGAGUCAACUCGACAGACCGGUUUGAAGUGGAACAAUGUUGAGAUGCCUCGUGAGUUACAAAGCAACUAUCAUGAAUAUUAUAAGGAACCUUUCAAAAACAAUGCUGAUGCUAAAAGCAUACUUAUGGAAGAUAACGAGUCGACUCAACAGACCGGGUUCAAGCAGAACAAUGUUGAGGUUCCGCAUGGGCUACAAAGCAACAACUAUGAAUAUAAGGAAUCUUUGAAAAGCAAUGUUGAUUCCUUAAUGAAGACUCUUCCAGAGGAAAAGGGUUCAGUUAAAGUGAUUCCAAGCUUCGAGAUUAGUUCCAAAGUUUCUGUUUUAGCACCACUUGAUGCAGAUCCAUUGAUGCAUACUUAUGAUCCAAAAACGAAUUACCUUUCUCCAAGGCCUCAGUUUCUUCAUUAUAGGCCAAAUCAUAGAAUCGAGCUUUAUCGAGAAAGAGACUGCAAGCAACUCGAGGAAUGCUUCACAACGGAAAGCUCUUCUGACACGGAUGUUAGUGAAGAAACACAGUCUGAAGGUUCACUAAGAGAAUCUGAGGAUAUUUCUUCAGAAGAAACAAACCCCAUUGCUGCUGCCAUGGUUGGAAAGGGUUUUGAGGAUAAAAGAAAGUGUAAGCCACGUUUUCGUACCAGGUCAAAGUUCAUCGCUUUGCUUCUGGUAUUGGCCUUUGCUUAUUUAUCAGUUCUAGCAGCUAAUUCAAAUUUGGAAGAAUUAAGCCUAUUAAACUUCCACGUUCCGCCUGAAGUCACUGGAUUUGCGAAAGCUAAAUUCGAGCUUUUCACUGGAAAUCUUCAGCACUGGUCCGCUAGCUUCUUGUCUUAUGUUUCCAACACUGUUUCCAGUUCAAGAGAAGUGGGCACGUUCAGUCUCUUUGAAUAUGCUAAUUUGAGUCAUGUGUUAGAGUCUGUAAGGGAGAGAGAUGAUGGAGGUGAACUAUUUGAUAACAAGUAUUAUGGAAAGAUUGAAGCAGAUGAGGCAGUAGAUGAAUAUGAACAGCUAGAAGACGAUGAGUUUUUGAAAAACUUGGAGCUGGUCUCAGAAGAAGAAAGUGAUGCGGAUGAAGAUGAAGAACAAAAGAAUGAAGAUUUUAAAAUCUUGGAGUUGGUUUCAGAAGAAGAAACUGUUGCAGUGGAACAAGAGAGUGGGGCUGAGAUGAUUGAACUUGAUCAGUUAGAGGUAGGGAGCAAUAUGAACCUUGAAGACCACCCAAGCAUAACAAUUCCACAGGCUACUGAAACUAUGUUCCCUGAGGAAGAUUCUACUUUCAGCUCUGAAAAUUCUGUAGAUGAUUCUACAAUUAACAGCCCCGAAGAUCGAUUUAUUGAAAAGAAUACGAUGGAUUAUGCAUUGCUUGUGUUGUGUCUAAUAGCAGCUUCAGCUUUAAUCUACACAAAGAGAGGAAAGCCCUCCUUGCCUAACGCUUCAGUGCCUGUGAAACAACCAGUGUCAACAGUCCUUGAAAGGCGAUCUUCCAUGAAUUGGCAGACAGAAAUGGACAUGGCCAGUGAAUCAUGCCCUUCAUACAUGAGUAGCUGCUAUAGUAAAGGGCUCAAGGAACCAAAUAAAUAUAAAAGCCAAGAAAGGAAGACUAGGAAAAGUUACAGGAGAGAAUCUCUUGCUUCAUCAGAUUCCUCUACGGUUUUGUCUUCCUACGGCAGUUUUACCACAUAUGAUAAGAUACCUAGCAAGCAUGGAGAAGGAGAUGAAGUUACACCAGUCAGGCGCUCCAGCAGAAUCCGGAACCAAGUCACUUCUCCAUGAUGAUUGUGUGUUGUUACAAUUGCACCGCUGUGCAAUUCCAACGUUAAUGAACCAGACAACCAGUGUUCUUAGGGUGGGAUGUUAACAUAGAUUAGAACUUAUUGUGAUUUAAACUCAUUGUUCUUAGGAUGGAUGUUCGAUGUAGAUUAGAGAUUCAUGUGAUUUGAACUCAUUGUUAUUGUGAUUUGAACAAUGAUUCUUACCAAUCUCUUGCU
Messenger RNA from Hibiscus syriacus, 2690 nucleotides. RefSeq lists its product as uncharacterized. Lineage: Eukaryota; Viridiplantae; Streptophyta; Magnoliopsida; Malvales; Malvaceae. The record is from RefSeq and is a predicted model, not a curated record. Bases 100 to 2475 code for a protein of 791 amino acids. The transcript has 3 exons.